This is a messenger RNA of Biomphalaria glabrata, 4844 nucleotides long. RefSeq names its product pre-mRNA-splicing regulator WTAP-like. Gene Ontology annotation, biological process: regulation of alternative mRNA splicing, via spliceosome. Gene Ontology annotation, cellular component: nucleus. The transcript has 8 exons. The record is from RefSeq and is a predicted model, not a curated record. Bases 113 to 1516 code for a protein of 467 amino acids. Lineage: Eukaryota; Metazoa; Mollusca; Gastropoda; Planorbidae.
AUCUCGCACAUGUACUCUUGUCUCGAGCGUCAUUUGCAUAAUUUCCUGUUCAUGGCGGAAGGCGUCUUUGGGGCAAAAUACAGUUCUCUUAGACGACAUUUGUAUAUCCAUUAUGUCUGAGGCCUCUUCAUCUCCUAAAAGGCCUCGACUUGAUUAUGAUGAUAGCUCAGAGAAAGAGGAUCGUUACGAAAAAUACAAGACUAGAGAUCGUGAUCAUGAUGAAUCAAGUUUUUUGCCAUCCAAAACUAGAAAGCGUUCUGAACAAGACGAGGAGGAAAUCAAAGAAGAAGAAAACAAAAGUAAAAAUGUUACUAUGGAAACUGCACGAAGGGAACACACUCUUGUUAUGCGAUUAACUAGCAAAGAACAAGAGCUUCAGGACUGCAUGAACCAGAUCCAAGAAAUGAAACAGGCACAGACUCAGAAUACAGCUCAGUUGAGAUCCAUGCUGCUUGACCCAGCCAUCAAUCUUGUGUUUCAACGCAUGGCCAAAGAGAUGGAUGAACAUAGAGAAAAACUGAAGCAAAAACAAAAUGAACUCAGUGCUUGGAAGUUCACUCCAGACAGUCAGACUGGUAUGCGUCUGAUGGCCAAAUGUAGGAUGUUACUGGCUGAGAAUGGAGAGCUGGGUAAAAUGAUCUCCUCAGGGCGCACUGCAAGGCUGGAGGGUGAAAUAGUUCUACACAAAGCCCUAGUUACUGAAAUGAAAAAGAACCAAAAAGAGCUGGAUGAAUUUCUGCGAGAACUGGAUGUUGAUGUUGAGGGCAUGCAAGGCAUGAUUUUGUUGCUUCAGCAGCAAUUAAAAGAUGCUAGAGAACAGAUAGCACGCUUACAGCAAGAAAAUGAUCAAUUAAGGACGUUACAGCCUCCUGAUUCUGAAGUAGGUGAGGUUUUAAAAGAAUCCAGUCCAGGGCCUGCACACAGCUGGCCUACAAAUGAUAGUUCCAAUCAAGACUUAAACACUUCAAGUCCCCAUGUUGUCAACUCUGUAACUGAUAUGUGGCCUGACCAUGGGACUACCAAAUGUGCACCUGUGUCAUCACCUUGUCUUUCAGUUACUUCAGGUCAAAAUCAGUCAGACCACAUCAGUGCUCAAAAUUCAGAUGCUGAUUUGGCUGUGGAUUCAUUUGCCUGCAAAGUGACUCCAGAUUCUGGCAUGCAAACCCAGGAAGAUGAAGAGGCAUCAUUAGACAAUCUUUAUAACAAAGAAUCCAGCUCCAAUCCCACCACAUGUUUACUCAAUGAUAACAGGACAGGUCAGCAGGUCAUAGCUGAUAGUACUAAAGAACAAGAUGUUACAGACAGUUGUAUGGAAAGGACAGACUUCUCAAAUGAUGUGCUUGAGGAUUCAAUUAAGAUAGAGACUUCUGAAUAUUCCUGUCUGUCAGAGGACAAGACAGCGUUACACACUUCUUUAGGUUUAAACAUCUUGAUGAGGGGUGAGGAGGAUAAAUUAGAUUGUCAGACUAGAUUGAGUUUGCUGAAUGGAACAAGCCUUCCAGGACAAGGGCUUUGAGGUACAACUACACCUUCAUCCUACCUUUUUUUUCUUGUCUGUGUUGACAAAACUCCACAGAUGUGUUGGUGCUGUGUUAGGUUGUUUUUGUUUUAAGGUCACUAAGAUAGACUGACUGAAAUGAACCACAAGAGUUUUAUGACUAGUGUGGCCUAGUUGUGAUCUCCUACUUCUCAAUUCUUUAAUCCUAUUGUACAAUUUGUUCUGUUGCUGUUAUGUUUUACCUUGAAAACCAGCAAUGACAACUAAUUGGUUAAAAAUGCAAAGAAAUUCUGCUUCUCUUUAACAGUAAUUGUUGAGCAAAGUCAUUACUUGUUUUAGCCAAAUUUUUAUGGAGACAUUUAUUCUAAGUUAAAACAAAAUACUGGUAUACUUUUUUUUUUUUUUUUUAGUAAAGUUUUUUUUUUAGUGUGGUUACUUAGCAUUAUUUCUUAUUUACCUUUUUUUUUAAAAAUCAUAUAUAUAUAUAAAGUAAAAGUUUAUCUAAAAAAAUGCUUGUCGGAAACACUUAAGUAUUUUUGCUAGUACAUAAUAAUUGAAUUAUAUAUAGGUGAAUUGUUAGUAAGUCAGUAGCUAGAAAUCAUUUGUCAGCAACAUGGAUGUAAUAAUGAAAGAGAAAAAUCACUGAUCACUACAAUAGCAUGAAGAGUGAUAAGGAUCUUUGCAAUUUUAUUUGUAAAUGAAAGCUCUUACAGAAUGUAGGCUUGAUAUUUUUCAGCUACUUUAUAAAUAGAAUACUUUUUGUACUGAAUUUUUUUUUUCGGUAUGUUUCUCUUUGUGAGUCACAAUGAGCCAAUCUUUCAAAUAAUUUUUUUUAAAAAAUAAGAUCAUCACUGGCAAGAUCCUUUGAUAAUCAUCUGCUAAUUUUUGAAAAUUAAAUGAAUUGAACAUAUCUCUCAGUAAACACAGACUUAAGUUGAAGUUGUGAUAAUUGUAGCUAGCUUAGUUGAAAGCAGUUGUCUAGAUUUUUGUCAGCUUCUUUUCUCCAUUAUUUUGUGAAGAUUUAACUUGGGGUGCAUUAUGUUUAGAUCCAUUUUUGUAUAGUACACAUGGGCCUCAACAUUACAUUGUGAUUUUAAUGAUUGUAUAAAUGAAACAUUUGAAUGUGAUGUUACAAACUUGUAGUGAAACAUUUUCUACUUUUAGAAUUUUUUAACAUUUUUUUAAAACAUAUUUUAAUGGCAAAUUAAAAUAUAAAUGGUAAUUUAUUUUGCAAAAGAAAAAAUGAAUUAGACCUAUUUACUAUGAGUUGAAAUUGUACAAGCUUUGUAUGACAGUAUUGACUAGACAUGUAGACAUGUUUGGUAUAUACUUUGUCUGAACUACAAAGUGUUUAGUUGAGUCAGAGAGACACAUAAAACUUAAGUACAAAAACUUGGCUCAAAACUUGAAGGGCAGAACAUGUAGCUAUAAAUUUAAGCUAUAUGUUUAACAAUUGCUAUGUUAUUGUCUUUGUUGUUUUUUUUUUGUCUGUAAUUCUCUGAUGAAUUUCAAAUAUUUUCUUAAAAACAAAAACAUAAGUUAUUUCUAACAAAUAUUAACAAAAGAUUAAAUUUUACUGAAUUAAAAAUGAACUCUGAGCGUUAAUGUCUUCACAGGGUAAGUUAGUUGUUUUAGAUUGAGCCUAGAUAUCUUAAAUGUUGAAUCUUUAUUUCAGCCAUUUAUAAAUUAUAGUAAGUCUUGUAUCAAAAAUACCUAGUUAUUGAAAUACUAACUUUAUUUCACGAAAAAAAAAAUGCCUCUGGCUUUUUAAUGGAAUUCAAAUGCAAAUCAGUACAUAUAGCACCUAAACAUGUUAAUGCCAUAGCAUUUGGGACAAAAACAAAACAAAUGAAUGGCUGUUAAUAAUACUUUUAACUCUAUUGGUUUCAGAAUGAAUGAUCAAACUGACAAUUUAAACAGUGUCAUAGUGCAUUGUUUUCACUCUGAGUUAACAGCAUAUUCAAAGCUCAGGUGUUGAGUUAGCAGUAUUAUAAAUUGGCUACAUUGGACAUAUGAAGAGUUGGCAAUGCAUGAUGCAUUAAACUUACAUUUUGACUAUUUCAAAAGGAUAGUUGACACAAUUAAUUGCAGUCUGACUAAAAAUAACACUUAUAUUAAAUCUUGGUGUAGGUUAAAGUAGCAUUAGUUGUCUGAAUGACACUGCAAUACUUAUCAGAUUUCAGAAGUUUAUUAUCAUAUUUUGUAAACACAAGGUCUUGUUUUUAGAAUGAAGUGGUUAUAAUAAUCUAUGAAAGGAAUGAUGUUUUUAUGUAGACCAUAUUCUUUAUGAUGCUCAAAAUGAUCUGUAGAUUGUGGUGUACACCUUUUUUUUUUUGAUUAGUUCUAGUUUUAUUUUUCUAUAAAACUUGUCCUACUAGCACUACAAUAAUCUCAGUUUCAGGCUGCAUAACACAGGAAUGACAAACUCAGUUGAAAGGCACACUGUUUUAAUAGAGGUAAACACUAAUCCAAAACAAAGCAGAACAGAUAGAAUCAAAUACAAUAUGUUACUGGUAGGUAAGAUUACAAAGCCAAAACAGAAAUACACUAAAAAAAAAAGACAAAAAUCAUCUAUAAAUAGAAUAGUAAUAUGCUAUUGUGGCUGUUAUUUUAUAACAUUAUUUAUAUUUAGCAAAAUAAAAUGACAUCUUUCAGCAGAACAUAAAACAAAGAAUGGUAAUAUACAAUUGCAUUGCAAAUGAGAAACAUGGUACAGUAUUUAUAAAAAGAAAUCAUGGUUGUUUUACAAACUUUAAUCAUAAAACAACAAAAAAAUCAUUACAAAAGUGUAGAAAAUAUUCUUGGUAUGUGUACACAUGUGAGCAGAAAAACAAGAUUUUAUCUUAUGUAGAUGUCGAGAAAUUGCUUGUGGAAAAAAUGUACUGUUGAAGCACAAGUGGUUUGUACUAAACAUAACUUGUAACAAAAGUUGCAGUUAUGAUCAUAAACUUGUAUCUUUUUAUAUUUCUUGUCCCCCAUGAAAGAUCAUGUCUAAAUCAUCUUUUAUUUCUGUCCAUUGGCUCAAUUCUUAAAACAGGAAGUGUAUACUUUCAAAUAAAAACAACCACCAGCAAAUGAUUGCAAACAGCAAUAAAAAUUUUAUUUUCAAUAAAUGUUAUGUUUUUUAAUAAAAGUUUUUGUUAAAAUCCAGUUCUUCAUUAACCCUGUCUAAAAUUAAUUAUACUGUAUAUAUAGCAUUCAAACUGAAUUUCCAUUUGUUUGAAUCAAUAAAAUUAUCUUAAAUAUACAUAGAAGCACGAUGACCCUGAGUUCUUACAGAUAACACUGUCCACUAGAUAUAAUUGGCAAAAAUCUUUUAAAAAAAUAUUCUAUGUUUUUUUUUUUU